GUCAUGAUUUUUGUACAUAGAUAGACAUAUUACCAAAACUUUAAAUUCAUUCAUAUAGGAUAGACAAAAUGAAACGUCAAAGAAUUGUUCUACUUGCAUUUGUUCUGUAUUUAUUUAUUUUGGUUAUGAAUAAACGUUACGAAUUCAGGCUAUUCAUAAUUAGAAGUAGCUUCAAAAAAAGGAAUGAUUAUACUACCAACCAGCGUUGUUAUUCCUCGGAUCUGGCAAAAAACAAACAGGGAAAUAAAUUCGGAAAGAUAUUGAAUAAGGCAUUUUAUACGGUACACCCGAGGGUUAUUCUACAAUACGGUCGUCCUAGGACCGCAUCCACGCUGCAGUUUCAAAUUUUAUGCAUACUAGUAGCCAUACUUCAUGAACAUGAAAAUAACACAGUUGGGUGUUAUUUUGAACCUAAACUCAAAAAGCUACAUUUGGACCGAUAUACAGUUAUAAAAACUCAUUCUUUAGACUUGUAUAGGUUACCUUCUGAUUCCUGGAUAUUUAUGACUUCAAGAAAUAAUCAACACAAACACGAUUUAAAGAGGAUUCAUAAUCUCAAUUUAACAGUGCCUUUUAUUGCCGAUUUGUCUAUGACAAAGAUAUUAGGUCAUUCAAUAGUUUAUAAAUACCAGUCAAUAUUUAGAAUAUCAGACGAACAAAUGAAUCAUGUUGCUGAAUAUUUUAGAUACUGGGAUAUACUUCGGUUGUGCUGUGGAACACAGAUGUCCAAAAACUGGCGAACGUAUCUUAUAAAUAAAACGCAGGAUGCUUACAUACAGUCCCAAUGUAAAAAUUAUAACAUAAGUGAAAUAGAAACUCUUGUUAUGAAAACACACAUAUUUAAGACUUUUACCCAUGAUGAAUCAAUCCACGAUGUAAUCGGAAAACCUUCACAGGUAGACGGUGAUUUAAACGGGAGUUAUUGUCAACGUUGUAAUGAAAGAAUCUCUAAAAGAAGAAUGCCUCGGUUUGAUGAGUCAUGUGUAUAAAAAUAAAGCAGUGGACGUUUCGCGGAUGCUACUAUAUUGUUACUUACAUCACGCGAAUCUAAACAUGUGUUUCAAUAUGUAGUAAACAUUUCCAGAUACUGACUAAAAGAAAAUGAGCACACUUAUUUAGAUGUUGAAAGGAUUUACAAGGAUGCGAUAUUUUCAUGUGAUUCUAGAUAGGUACGUCAUAGUUUGGAAAAUGUGUAUUCGAAUCUGUGUAAAGAGCUUUUGGGAGCAUAGAAAAUGAUAGAAAUAAACGACAAUAACACUACAGUUUCUGAAAAGUCAUUCUGAUUAUUGAAAUGUCACGUGUUGUAUUGUACCAGACACUACUGUGAAUUUACCAAAUUUCCUCAGGUAAAUUAUGCAUAUAUUAAUGUACAUGUUAAUGUUUUGCAUGUUUUCCAGUAUUUAUUUGUUUAAAAUUUCGAAAAAAAGCAAGCACACAGCCCCAGAGCCGCGCAUUUACAUAGUAGGCCCACAACAAAAAAGAAGCUGUAAUGUAAAGUUUCAAUAUAAAGUUAUUUUGAUUUUCAGAAUUGACAGACCAUAUGUUUGCAAAAGACUAAUAACUUUUGCCUUGUUUGUUUUGAACCUUACACUCUGUUUGUUGUAAUUGUAUCAUUAAGAAUAUUCUUGGAAUAAUGUUUCAUUUAUGUCUGACAAUAAAAGUUCAUCUAGUUCUGCAGUAAGAACACUAAAAUUAAAAUCACCACAUCAAGUAGUGUCAAAUUCAUGCAGAUUCUCCAUGAUAAUAUUUUCAUUUUCGAGGCUCAGUAGUCUUAUUGAUAUAGAUAGGUGAUCCAAUUGGUGGAAACAUAUAUACACACAUUUAAGGGUUUCUUCUCGAACUCUGUUACUUGUUGGUGUUUUUCUUAUAUAGCACCAUUCUGAAAAUCUAGGCUAACUUUUUUAACAUAUUUGACCAUAUAGUCUCUGAUCAAAACCAUUACACCACCUAUAUUCUGACCACCUUUUUUAGAUUUUUUGGCUGGACAUAUGAUUGCUUUGAAUUCAUUAAAAUACGAAAUCACUCUCUGAACAUCAGUUUCCCACGUUUCAAAAAAGAAAAACAAGUCCUUUACAUUCCACUCUAGAAAGAACAUUUUUUUAUUAUUUGUAGUAGGUAUAAGGCCUUGACCUAGUUUCUAGUUAUCGAUGCAUGUUUAUUCAUGUUUAUGGUUUGUAUACUCAAUUACAGAGAUUGUUGUUUCAGGGCCACUUUUGGAUUUAUUUUGCGCACGCCCCGUUUUCAAUGCAUCAUGAGUGUCAGUUUCCUCUGUUAUUAUUUGUAGUCGUCCACCUUUGAAUUAGGCGUUUUGGCGUAUGGUCUCACUGAUUUUCAAAACUGCACGCUGCCUUAUUGUUAGGUCAUUUGAAAUUCGAAUAUCAUUUUUCCAUAGUUCAACACGGCCGUUAAGCAGUUUCAAUCUUAGGCUGAAAUCACUAUGUUUUAUAAUCACAAUACGUGGUUUAUCACUUUCAGUUUAACCGUAUCUCUUUGCAAAUAUGAUUUCCUUUUGAUAAUACAUUUAUCUGGACAGAAGAUAUCAGGAACAUUACUUUUGACAAAUGACAUUUAGGAAUCGGUAUUGAAAAAUCAUUUUAAUUGCUUUGAGUAAAAUAGUUCUGCAUAUGCCCAAAAUAUGUGGAGGUUGAGAAGCAGAGUUGUUUUUAUCAAAUAAUCCAGAAUAUUCAACACGUCCUGGUAUCGACCUCAUGAGUUUUUGUUUCAGAGUCGUGUGAUUAACUUAUUAAGCUAAAUGCGCUAAUCCCAAAGCUCUCACAAAGUCCAAAAUGAAUUUGGUUAAGCUAAAGAAUAUAAAUCCAUUAUAUAUCAAUAUAUUAUUAAAUCUACAGUUUGAAUGUCAAUGCAUCAAAUUCUUAUGUCGAAACUGGUGAUAUAUUUUUUUAUUUGCUUUUUCUUUUUGUAUUUUUUUUUUCUUUACUUAAGUACUGAGAAAGAAAACCAAUAUAUCUUAAUUGAAUUGUUAAUCAUAUUGUAUAAAUAGACACAUGAAACCACAUCUUCAAUGCGUAGCUUAAGUGCUACAGCUUGUAUAUUGUAAUAAUGUUGAACAUAUGAACAUAUAUUGAGUAGUUUACGAUUGUAUCUUAAUGAGUUUAUACGUUAUGUAUAUUAAAGAGUAUAAAUAUAAUCUGAAAAGUAGAUCCAUCGGAAGCACCGAGAACAAUGCAAACAGUGAAAAUUGCAGACUCGGUUUGAUUGAGUCUGUUCAUGAGCAGUAAUGGAAAAUGCAACACUGCCCACGCCCCCUAGCACCGGCUUAAGCAGUAUUCAAUCUUCAAAUUUAAAUGAGUUGAAAUCAAUGAUUCCGAAGGACCAGAAAAUAUAACAACACUAAGAUGAAGUUGGGGCGACUUUUUACGGCCGCCACACAGCACUUAACACCCGCUGUUGUGAAGUAAAUAUAAUCUGAAAAGUAGAUCCCUCGGAAGCACCGAGAACAAUGCAGAGUGAAAAUUGCAGACUUGGUUUGACUGUGUCUGUUCAUGAGCAGUAAUGGAAAAUGCAACACUGCCCACGCCCCCUAGCACCGGCAUA
Molecule: messenger RNA, 3555 nt
Organism: Mercenaria mercenaria
Lineage: Eukaryota; Metazoa; Mollusca; Bivalvia; Venerida; Veneridae
Exons: 2
Coding region: 69-989 (306 amino acids)
Source: RefSeq, a predicted model, not a curated record